AUGUAUUUACAGAUAAGUUUAUUCAAACAUUGGUUGAAGAAAACGAAUCAAAAGCCCUUUCUUGCAGCAUUGGAAAAAAUGCAAGAAGAGAUGCAGCUGCUUGGAUUUGUAUCACUUCUAUUAAUAGCUACCUCAGACAUGAUAGCAAAUAUUUGCAUUCCAGAGAAGUUCUACAAUGAUGCUUUUGCUCCAUGUACUAGAUCCGAGAUUGCUGAAGAAACGGAAAAGAAUGACACAGAAGAGCAUAAAUUGUUGAUGGCUUCCACUAACCCACGCGUAAUUAGGAGAAUAUUGGAUGACAUAAAUAAAAAAUCUUGCAAUGAGGGUUAUGAACCUUUUGUUUCACAUGAAGGUCUAGAGCAAUUGCACCGUUACAUUUUUAUCAUAGCUGUAACACACAUAUCUUUCAGUUGUCUCACAAUGUUGUUAGCAAUUGUGAAGAUUCACAGUUGGAGAACGUGGGAGAAUGAGGCUCAAAUAGAUCCACACAAUUGUUCAUUUUCUGAAAUCCCAAGACAUGUGCCAGCACUAAGUCAAACAUCCUUAAUUAUGGUUCAUAGAUCAAAUCCAUUGUUCAGAAACACUUUCCUCAUUUGGGUGGCUUGUUUUUUACGACAAUUUUGGAAUUCUUUGGUUCGCAGUAAUUAUCUUACACUUCGCAAAGGCUUCAUCAUGUCCGUUUUCUCUAUUAGAUUACCUAAAUCUUUUGCAUAUUAUCCAAGCUUACAAUUAGUGUUUUGGAAUGUAAUAGGAUCAAAUCUCUAUUUCUGGAUAGCUAUCAUUCCAAUUUUUCUAGUUCUUUUAGUUGGAACAAAGCUACAGCAUGUUGUUGUAACCUUGGUAUUAGAGAAUGCUGAAAUAACUGAUUUCUUCUCUGGAGCAAAGUUGACACCUCGUGAUGAACUUUUCUGGUUUAAGAAGCCCGAACUACUACUUUCCUUGAUUCAUUUCAUUCUCUUUCAGAAUGCAUUUGAGUUGGCUACAUUCUGUUGGUCCUGGUGGGAGUUUGGAAACAGCUCUUGCUUUAACAGGAAUCAUCUCCUCGUGUAUUCGAGGCUAAUCUUGGGGUUCAUUGGACAGUUUAUCUGCAGCUACAGUACUUUGCCCCUCUAUGCACUUGUUACACAUAUGGGAACAAACUAUAAGGCAGCAUUAAUUCCAGAGAGUGUAAGGGCGACAAUUGAUGUCUGGGGGAAGGCAGCAAAGAGAAACAGAAAGCAAGGCAAGGUCACUGAUGACUUUGAAUUAGAGCCACUAAGGGAAGAAACUUCAGCAAAUAAUGUUUCAAGUAGGCCAGUUGACCCCGUCCUUCGACCCUCUGCUUCAGUUAACUCAGAACUCCGUUUUAGAACAGAAACAAUUCCAAGAUCUACUUCUAUGCCAAGAGAAAUAUAAUGUGCAAAAGAAAAUGAUGUUUUAGAAGAAAACACAAAAAGAUGAAUGGCUCCUUGAUGAGGUUGAAUGUUGUAUGAUUUUUGAAAGUUAUGAGGUGAAUACUUUUGGCUCCCUUGGCAAACUAAAAAGCCAAUUUAGAUUAUGGUUUCUGGAUCAUAUAACAAAGCUUUUGCCUUACUGAUUAAACAGUGGUACAAAUAAUAGUG
Messenger RNA from Cajanus cajan (pigeon pea), 1601 nucleotides. Lineage: Eukaryota; Viridiplantae; Streptophyta; Magnoliopsida; Fabales; Fabaceae. The record is from RefSeq and is a predicted model, not a curated record.